AUGGGGGGGUGGCUGGGUCGGGUGUCUCUGGGUGACGCCUGGUACAACAUGUACUCCCGCCUGCUGAGGACCAAACCGGUGGGCUCCAUGGCUCACAGCUCCGAUGACCUCACCGAGCUGGCAGAGGGCUCGACAGUCGGACUGGCGAAAGUUCUGACCACUGUGGACCUGGUGUCACUUGGGGUGGGCAGUUGCGUCGGGACAGGGAUGUAUGUGGUUGCUGGGCUGGUCGCCAAGGCGAUGGCAGGGCCAGGGGUCAUCCUCUCCUUCAUCAUUGCAGCGGUGGCAUCAAUAUUGUCUGGCGUGUGCUACGCAGAGUUUGGUGUCCGGGUCCCCAAAACCACCGGCUCGGCGUACACCUACAGCUAUGUAACAGUUGGAGAGUUUGUGGCGUUUUUCAUUGGGUGGAACCUGAUCCUUGAGUACCUGAUCGGCACAGCGGCGGGGGCAUCGGCUCUCAGCAACAUGUUUGACUCUCUGGCCAAUCACAGCAUCAGCAACUACAUGAUAACACACCUGGGCACGCUCAGAGGACUCGGUAAAGGCGAGGACACAUACCCGGACAUAUUGGCCCUAUUCAUCGCCCUGCUGGUCACAGUGAUCAUUGCGCUCGGCGUGAAGAACUCUGUAAAGUUCAAUAACAUCCUGAACGUGGUCAACCUGGUGGUGUGGGUCUUCAUGAUCAUCGCCGGACUAUUUUUCCUGUCAGCAAGUAACUGGGAGGGCGGAAAUUUUCUGCCAUAUGGCUGGUCGGGGGUGAUGCAAGGAGCAGCAACAUGUUUCUACGCCUUUAUCGGCUUUGACAUCAUUGCAACGACAGGAGAGGAGGCAAAAAACCCAAACACCUCCAUCCCUUACGCCAUCACCGUCUCACUGGUCACCUGCCUCACUGCCUAUGUGUCGGUGAGUGUGAUCCUUACCCUCAUGGUUCCCUACAACCUGAUCGACGGAUCAGCUCCUCUCAUGGAGAUGUUUGCUGUGCACGGUUUCAUGUGGGGGAAAUACACUGUGGCUGUUGGCUCCAUAGCUGGACUCACCGUCUCUCUGCUGGGCUCUCUGUUCCCAAUGCCCAGGGUCAUCUAUGCCAUGGCCCGAGAUGGACUGCUGUUCAGGUUUCUGACACACGUGUCAUCUCUCACACACACUCCUGCCGUGGCAUGUGUGGUGUCGGGAAGCUUGGCGGCCAUCCUGGCUCUCCUGGUGAGCCUCAGGGACCUGAUCGAGAUGAUGUCCAUCGGUACGCUCCUGGCUUACACUCUGGUCAGCGUGUGUGUCUUAUUACUGCGCUACCAGCCUGAUGAACAGACUGACACACACCAGUUUAACUCGGAGGACGAUGUGGACCACUUGAAGUAUCAGGAUGGGGAACCCACCAUAGGCGACCAUGUCCUGAUGGAAGGGACGGAUCGUGAUGGGCCUUCCUAUCAUGGUGGGGGGACUGAAGGGGAGGUAGACAGCUCUGAGUUCCACACAGGCCACGCCCCCUUGUUGAAAAGGCUUCUGGGAGGUCAUUACUACACCCUGAGGGUUCGGCUGGGAAUACCAGAUUCGUCAGCACGUCCCACCCCCACUACGGGUCGCAUUGUGACCAGAUGCACCCUCUCCUUCUUCUUCAUGUCCUUCUUCCUCUGGUCCACCAUCAUCUUUGGAGUUGAGCAGGGCUCUGGGGCAGGGGCGGUGGUUUCAGGCCUGAUGGCCACACUGAUGAUGGGAUCCUUGGUGAAGCUUUUGAUUCUGAUUGUACAACAACCAGAGAGCACACGGAGGCUGCCCUACAUGGCACCCUGUGUGCCCUUUGUUCCUGCGGUGGCCAUAUUGGUCAACAGCUACCUCAUGCUCAAGUUGUCUUCCCUCACCUGGGCCAGGUUCACCAUCUGGUGUCUCAUAGGUCUGCUGAUCUACGUUUGUUACGGUGUUUGGCACAGCACCCUGGAGCUGAGCGCCCGUGAGCAGCAGGCCCACGCCAGCUCCUACCGGCGCUACGAUGACAACCUGGACGAUACCUUCUCCCCCGAAGAUGACCUUGAACCCAAGGAGCAGGAUGAUGGACCCUACCAGGGUUGGUCUGCACCGGAGGAGAGGGGUUAUCGCCACCAGAACCAGCAGCAGAACCAGAACGAGGACUACGAAGAGGAGCAGCAGCAGAGUCAGAAUGGAGACCAGUCUGGGUACCAAUCUGGAGGAGGAGUUCAGUAUCCAAGUGGAGGCAGCAGGUCCAAGGGAAGGACCAACUUUGGGUUUGAUGAGGACGACUGAAUUUAGGAUUUUGGCUUUAUCCUCCCUCUGGAGAACUCCAUCUAAAAUCUGGAAGAGUUGAUCAAACUUUGGAAUUUGGUAUCAAAUGAAGCAA
Molecule: messenger RNA, 2350 nt
Organism: Nematolebias whitei (Rio pearlfish)
Lineage: Eukaryota; Metazoa; Chordata; Actinopteri; Cyprinodontiformes; Rivulidae
Gene: slc7a14b
Product: solute carrier family 7 member 14b
Exons: 7
Coding region: 1-2256 (751 amino acids)
Biological process (GO): transmembrane transport; amino acid transport
Cellular component (GO): plasma membrane
Molecular function (GO): amino acid transmembrane transporter activity
Source: RefSeq, a predicted model, not a curated record